AUGGAUAAAUACAAGAAGGGUGAUCGACGUGGGUUGAUUGCUGAGACGAGAAAACGAGACCACGACAAGCGAGAACGUCAUAAGCAUGAUCGUAGUGAUAAUGAUCGUGCUGACAGGUACUCUCGUUCCGAUCGAGAUCGUCGUUGGUCGUCUCAUCGAGAUUACAGAAAUCGAGAUGAAAUCAGAACACCGCUUUUUAAGGUUCCAAAUUCGCCAUCGCAAGUUGGUUGGGACGAUGAAGAUUUUCGGAAUUCGAGAUCUUCUUCAAGGAAAUAUCGAUCUACUUGGGAUAUGCCCACACCAUCGUCGACCUCAGGAGAUAUGACGAGUUCAGAUCGAAGUGCUUGGAGUAUAUGGCAAAGUGAAAGGAAUCGAGAACGCAAUCGGAAAAACAGAAGGCAUAAACGGUUGGAUUUUUUUGUACUUUGA
Messenger RNA from Anisakis simplex (herring worm), 429 nucleotides. Lineage: Eukaryota; Metazoa; Nematoda; Chromadorea; Rhabditida; Anisakidae. The record is from the annotation of a GenBank genome assembly.